Molecule: messenger RNA, 168 nt
Organism: Entrophospora candida
Lineage: Eukaryota; Fungi; Glomeromycota; Glomeromycetes; Entrophosporales; Entrophosporaceae
Source: the annotation of a GenBank genome assembly
AUGUUACCACCACAAUACUUUACUAAACCUGGCAACACAGGAAAAAGAUAUGAUUUAGAGGGUGAUCGUGAAAAUGAACAAAAGGAAAAAAGAGAAAUGCAAGCAAGCAAUCAACAGUUAGAGAAUAAUAUUGCUAAACUGAGACAGCAAAUUGGAACAUUUAACUGA